GGCAGAUAGAGGGUGUCCCCAGUGGAGAGCCAGGGAGGUCUAUGUCAUCUACCUCCUAAGAGAAAGGGUAGCCAACCAAACGCUGUCACACCUCAGAAACUUGAACUGGCCAGAAAGAUGUCUGGACGCCAGGUGAGCCGGUCCAACACUUACAGCCGCGUGAACCAACCCAACAACACAUCCCUCCCUCCUCCAACUCCAGGCUGGGUCCAGUACCCCAGUAUAAACAACAGCAAGGGCCCCCGUGCCCAACUUCCAAGUGACACUGAGUUAAGCGCCUCCAACAGCUACUUGGGCCCCUCUGAGCAGCCCCUCUACUCUGCCAUCCCGGGACUUCCCUUGGGGAAAGUCUGCAUGGGCCGCCCCUACAGCUCCAGGUGUGUAGAGACAAGUCACCUGAUGAGAGGCUCCAAGGUAGCCAAAAAGCCCACUUGUCAUCGAAGCAACCCUCACUGCCUGAUCUGCACAGACCGUCCAUCAUGCCCAUCCAGCCCUACUUUCCUGGAUCAACUCAUCAAAGGCAUCAGUUACUUGGACAGAUCCACCAAUGUCUACCCCAAAGCGCUGAGCUUACCUCAGCUGGCGGCCACCUACCUGGAGCGAGCUGCUAACUCACUCUACCUGGAUCAAUCGGAACGCCCCCCACUCCGUAGCUAUUCCACUCCCACCACUAGCACGGCCAUCACCAAUCACUCCCCAGCCAACAACUGCUUGGUCCCUUCCACUCGGGACACCAAAGUCCUGCAGUGUCUGGGUGGCUCCACUGGUUUGAAUUACCAGCAACGGCCUAACAACCAGACUUUCAGUGUCGAGAUGCCUCAGAGGCCUGUGAUCAAACUGCCAGAGAUCCCUCUGUUUGGCAAUGGGUUUUUUUCUUUAGGUCGUCUGCCCAAGUUCUGGGAAGCAAUCCGCUCUGGAUGGAAUGUUCCUGAACCCACCUCUAAGCCCGAGGGCUGGUGGUGAUUUGGAUGUCAGGCUUGUCCAGUGGGCACAUGGCCACAGUGUGGAAAAUAAAUUAUCAUAAGACAAAA
Molecule: messenger RNA, 1031 nt
Organism: Rattus rattus (black rat)
Lineage: Eukaryota; Metazoa; Chordata; Mammalia; Rodentia; Muridae
Exons: 2
Coding region: 118-963 (281 amino acids)
Source: RefSeq, a predicted model, not a curated record